AGAAUAUUAUGAAUCUGUCUUUUUUUAUUUUUUCUCUAUAUAAGGACCUCCAAUGCUACUCUAAAACCUCUAUCUUCUUUCGUUUGGCUUAUUCACUCAAGUCCUAGAAUUGCUUGAUUUCUUUCUUUGUGUUAAUCGCCUCUUCCAAUCUUAUAUUUCCCUCUUCUUUUCCUGGUUUUGAGUUUGUUUCUUUACAAUUGAAGUCAAGAAAGAUCGAAAACAUGCCGGCUGUAGGAGGAAUUGGCCCGGGUAGCGGCAAGGAGUACCCGGGAAACCUUACCCCAUUCGUCACUAUAACAUGUAUUGUUGCAGCAAUGGGGGGUUUGAUUUUUGGUUAUGAUAUUGGGAUUUCUGGUGGAGUGACAACCAUGACUCCUUUUCUUCAAAAGUUCUUCCGAAAAGUUUGGGAGAAGAAGGAAGCUGAUAAGUCGACAAAUCAGUAUUGCCAAUAUGAUAACGAAACCCUGACUAUGUUCACAUCGUCACUCUAUUUGGCUGCUCUUUUGGCUUCCCUGGUAGCUUCCACUGUCACCCGUAAGUUUGGAAGGAAAUUGUCCAUGCUUUUUGGUGGUCUGCUUUUCUUCGCCGGAGCUCUUAUAAAUGGCUUUGCUAAAGCGGUUUGGAUGUUGAUUGUUGGUAGAAUGUUACUUGGUUUCGGUGUCGGAUUUGCCAAUCAGUCUGUGCCACUGUACCUCUCUGAAAUGGCCCCCUACAGAUACAGAGGAGCAUUGAACAUUGGGUUUCAAUUAUCAAUUACAGUUGGAAUCCUUAUUGCCAACGUGCUGAAUUAUUUCUUUGCUAAGAUCAAAGGCGGCUGGGGAUGGCGCCUGAGUUUGGGUGGUGCAAUGGUCCCUGCCCUUAUCAUCACAGUUGGAUCUCUAAUCCUCCCAGAUACACCGAACUCCAUGAUUGAACGUGGUCAAACUGAGGAAGCCAAAGCGAAACUUAAGAGAAUUCGUGGGGUUGAUGAUGUUGAUGAGGAAUUAAGAGACCUUAUCGCUGCCAGUGAAGCAUCAAAGCUAGUUGAGCACCCUUGGAGUAACUUGUUGCACAGGAAGUACAGGCCUCAUUUAACCAUGGCCAUCUUUAUUCCCUUCUUUCAACAAUUAACUGGCAUUAAUGUGAUCAUGUUUUAUGCUCCUGUAUUGUUUAACACAAUUGGUUUCGGAGCCGAUGCUUCCCUCAUGUCCGCUGUGAUCACUGGUGUUGUUAAUGUUGCUGCAACAUUGGUUUCCAUCUAUGGUGUUGAUAAGUGGGGAAGGAGAUUCCUUUUCCUAGAGGGUGGAGUUCAAAUGUUGAUCUGCCAGGCUGUUGUAGCAGCUUGCAUUGGUGCUAAGUUUGGAAUUAACGGAAACCCUGGUGAAUUGCCCAAAUGGUAUGCCAUUGUUGUGGUGCUUUUCAUCUGCAUUUACGUGGCAGGAUUCGCCUGGUCUUGGGGACCCCUUGGAUGGCUGGUGCCUAGUGAAAUUUUCCCAUUGGAAAUCCGAUCAGCUGCACAAAGUAUCAAUGUGUCUGUCAACAUGAUCUUCACAUUCGCAGUGGCUCAAGUGUUCUUAACCAUGCUCUGUCACUUGAAAUUUGGGCUCUUCCUUUUCUUCGCCUUCUUUGUGGUGCUAAUGUCCAUCUUUAUCUAUUAUUUCUUGCCCGAGACAAAGGGUAUUCCAAUUGAAGAGAUGAACCAAGUAUGGAAGUCACACUGGUACUGGUCCCGAUUCGUCCAAGACCUUGAUUAUCCCAAUGGAGGUAUGGAAAUGAGCAAGGGAGGCCAGGGUCCAAAGAAUGUGUAACUCAACCCUGGAUUAAUUAUAUUACUUUUUCCUUGUUUUUCAAAUUUAGCUCUUGUAGUAGUACAUAUUAUUGGUUUUCAAGGUCAUAUAAUUUGUUCCUGAUUAAAAAACGUCAGUGUACAAGUCUGUUGUGCUUUGUUUCAACCAGAAGUUUCAAUAUAUAAACAGGAUUAAUGUCCAUGAACCGUUUACUGAUGACAAUUCCACAGCACGAAUGAUUUGGUUGGAGUACAAGUUUCUCAAGAAUCUCUUGUUUCUCCAUGUUAUAUAAUUAUUGUUGCUUUUCUACUGCUCCUAUUUUAAUUUUGAAUGACAAACUCCCAAUGAUUAAGUGUCUUGACUCAU
Durio zibethinus is the source of this 2132-nucleotide messenger RNA. RefSeq names its product sugar transporter protein 12 (gene STP12). Gene Ontology annotation, biological process: monosaccharide transmembrane transport. The record is from RefSeq and is a predicted model, not a curated record. Gene Ontology annotation, molecular function: monosaccharide transmembrane transporter activity. Lineage: Eukaryota; Viridiplantae; Streptophyta; Magnoliopsida; Malvales; Malvaceae. Gene Ontology annotation, cellular component: membrane.